UGACGCACAGGUACGUCACUUGGCUUGCUGUGGUGGGUCAUAACGGCGGAACUUCAUAGCUUCUGCUUGCCCAUACAUUGUGGGUAUAUCCAGACGUAAAACGUUCUCAGUUUUCUGGGUAGUGUGUAAAAUUUCAAUAUGGAAGACGACAGAAGAUAAAGCACCAGGAAGAAAACAGUUAUCACUUUAUGGUCCCUCUUCGUUUCAGUCACAUAUCUGUCUUGACGUGAUGGCAUCAGAGGAUGAAAUCAACCUGCUGGUCAUCGUCGUGGAUGUAAAUCCGAUAUGGUGGGGACAGCAAGCUCAGCGUGAGCCAGAGUUCACCCUGUCCAAGUGCCUGGAUGCCGUCAUGGUGUUGGGGAACUCCCACAUGGCCAUGGCCCGCACCAACAAGCUGGCUGUCAUCGCCAGCCACUGUCAGGACAGUCACUUCCUGUAUCCCAGGAAGGGCUGGAAAGGCGGGGACAACGGCGGAGAGGACGCUUCCUCCAGUGGGGAUGGAAAAUAUGAACUCCUGUCGGUCACCAAUAACCUCAUCGCUGAAGAGAUCAGGAAUGUUAUGGCAAAAACUGAAGUGCAGGGAAAUUCAACUGAUACUUUGUUGGCUGGAUCACUUGCCAAAGCUCUCUGCUAUAUUCACAGGGUCUCUAAAGAGCUGGAAGUGGGACAAGAGUUAAAAUCAAGAAUAUUGGUGAUAAAAGCAGCUGAGGACUGUGCCCUGCAGUACAUGAACUUCAUGAAUGUAAUUUUUGCUGCCCAGAAGCAGAACAUCCUGAUAGAUGCCUGCGUGUUGGACUCAGACUCAGGGCUCCUUCAGCAGGCUUGCGAUAUAACUGGAGGAUUGUACCUCAAGAUACCACAGAAAGUUGCCCUGGCACAGUACCUUCUGUGGGUGUUCCUGCCCGACUCGGAGCAGCGUUCGCAGCUGGUGUUGCCGCCGGCUGCUCACGUGGACUACAGGGCUGCAUGUUUCUGCCACCGUAACCUCAUCGAGAUUGGUUAUGUCUGCUCAGUUUGCCUGUCAAUAUUCUGCAACUUCAGCCCCAUCUGUACGACUUGCGAGACUGCCUUCAAAAUCCAACUACCACAGAUGGUCAAGCCCAAAAAGAAGAAACUCAAGCAAGCUACAUGAUUUUUGCUGGGAUUCUACUAAUGUAGGGAAUUUAGUUUCUGUUUAGAUAUUAAAAUUGUACCAUUUUGUUUGGUACAGAUUUGUUACGAGCUUCAGCGGCAUCCUAGAGAUGCCUUUGAUUCAGCAAGGACCGUGUGCUCACGUUGACCUGAUUGGCUUUGGUAUAUUUUUAUGUACACAGAGGUUGAUGCUUCACUGAAUUACAGUCUCAUUUCAAGUCCCAACCUGAAUUCUCCCAGAUUUUUUGUCUUUGUAGAAAAUUCAGGUCAAUCAGAAUAUAUGCAGAUAUUUAACAUAUAAAACACACGAUCAAACACAGUAUUUGUUCACAAGUCUGACUGUUUUGUUCAUAUUGAUGAAAACAAAUGGCUCGCAGCAACUUUGAGCAGUUUGUGAUGUUGGGUAAAGAUGAUCCACUCAGUUGAAAUGCAAAUGUAGAUACUGAUUUGGAAAAAAUGUAACUGGAAAUUUUUGUGAUGUAAAAUUUUUCUAGAAUAAAAACAGAUUUUUGUUA
Messenger RNA from Scatophagus argus, 1646 nucleotides. It is a transcript of the gene gtf2h3, whose product is annotated as general transcription factor IIH, polypeptide 3. The transcript is spliced from 13 exons. Gene Ontology annotation, biological process: regulation of DNA-templated transcription; nucleotide-excision repair. The record is from RefSeq and is a predicted model, not a curated record. Bases 230 to 1132 code for a protein of 300 amino acids. Lineage: Eukaryota; Metazoa; Chordata; Actinopteri; Scatophagidae. Gene Ontology annotation, cellular component: transcription factor TFIIH holo complex; transcription factor TFIIH core complex.